Molecule: messenger RNA, 696 nt
Organism: Plasmodium gallinaceum
Lineage: Eukaryota; Apicomplexa; Aconoidasida; Haemosporida; Plasmodiidae
Product: splicing factor 3A subunit 2, putative
Exons: 1
Coding region: 1-696 (231 amino acids)
Biological process (GO): spliceosomal complex assembly
Cellular component (GO): nucleus; U2-type prespliceosome; U2 snRNP
Molecular function (GO): zinc ion binding; nucleic acid binding
Source: RefSeq, a predicted model, not a curated record
AUGGAUUUUCAAAAUCGUGUAGGUCAUAAAACAGGCAGUGGUAUGCCACUAACUAAAGAAGAUAUUAAUUUAGAAAGAAGAGAGAGACUAAAGCAAUUAGCUUUAGAAAAUAUUGAUAUUACAAAAGAUCCAUAUAUUUUGAAAAAUAAUGUUGGAAUGUAUGAAUGUAAAUUAUGCUUAACUUUGCAUAAUAAUGAGAGUUCAUAUUUAUGCCAUACUCAAGGAAAAAAACAUCAGAUGAAUUUGGGGCAACGAUUGCUUAAAGAAAAAAAUGAAAUGGUUAGUAAUAAAUUAAACAAAACAGUAAGUGAGCCUAAAAAAAUAAUAAAAAUAGGAAAACCGAGAUAUGAUGUCACAAAAGUUAAAAAUAAAAAAAAUCAAAUUGGAAUUUUAUUUGAACUAUCUUUUCCAAACAUAAAAGAAAAUACAAAACCAAAAUUUCGUUUUAUGUCAUCAUUUGAACAGAAAAUUGAAAUUCCUGAUAAAAAAUAUCAGUAUUUAUUGUUUGCUGCAGAACCUUAUGAAACGAUAGCUUUUAAAAUACCAAAUUUAGAUAUUGAUGAAACUGACGAUUUUUACUAUAAAUGGUUUGAAAAAAAAAAAAUUUUUGUUAUGCAAAUUCAUUUUCAAAAUAACCCUGAACAUUUACAUUUACGUGAGCAGAAUAAUUUUUUGCCCUCCACUAUUAGAUGGUGA